AGCUGCACAUACAACACCGAGCCUGUCUCUCUACAGGCACACACACCUGCUAGGAGACAGUCGUAGAUAGACAGAGAUUCUUAAAGUAGAAUAAAAAUGUCUGGCAUUGCAGCUAAACUUCAGCACAACCGGGAGAAAUCCCAAGGGAUAGGAGCUAACUCUAGAGCGGUUAAAUACCUGAACCAGGACUUUGAAUCGCUGAGGAACAGCUGUCUGGAGAGAGGGCAGCUUUUUCAGGAUGACUGCUUUGAGUCUCUGCCAUCAUCCUUAGGCUUCAAAGAUCUGGGACCAAAUUCCCACAAAGUUCGGGGCAUCCAAUGGAAAAGACCAAGGGAGUUGUGCUCCAAUCCACAAUUCAUAUUUGAGAAUGCUUCCAGGACUGAUAUCUGUCAAGGAGCACUUGGGGACUGCUGGCUCUUGGCGGCUAUUGCCUCCCUGACUCUCAACAAACAGGUUUUGUCUCGUGUUGUCCCCCACGACCAAAGCUUUGAGAAGAACUACGCUGGCAUUUUUCACUUUGAGUUCUGGCAGUUUGGUGAGUGGAUGGAUGUGGUGGUUGAUGACCGCUUGCCAACCAAAGAUGGAGAGCUGCUGUUUGUUCACUCAGAGAAAAAUUCUGAGUUUUGGAGCGCGCUGCUGGAGAAGGCCUACGCCAAGCUUAAUGGAUGCUACGAGGCUCUUUCUGGAGGCAGUACCAUUGAAGGUUUCGAGGACUUCACUGGAGGCAUUGCUGAGAGGCAUGAACUUGCGAAGGCAAACCCCCGACUCUUCAAAACCAUUAAGAAGGCCUUGGACAGAGGCUCGCUUUUGGGAUGCUCUAUUGAUAUUACCAGCGCGUCUGACUCAGAAGCCGUCACAUAUCGCAAACUGGUGAAGGGCCAUGCCUACUCGGUGACAGGGGUGGAGCUGGUGGAGUACAGAGGAGACCGGGUGCAGCUGAUCAGGAUUAGGAACCCAUGGGGUCAGGUGGAGUGGAAUGGAGCCUGGAGUGACAAGUCUUCUGAGUGGAGAUAUGUGAGUGACAGUGACCGGGACAGGCUGGUCAAGCAUUGUGAGGACGGGGAGUUCUGGAUGUCAUUUUCUGACUUCCUGCGCCAGUAUUCCCGCCUUGAGAUCUGCAACCUGACACCUGAUGCCCUCACAGACGACCAGUUCAAGAAAUGGGCGGAGUCAGAGUUUGAAGAAACAUGGAGAAGAGGCGUGUCAGCUGGUGGCUGCAGAAACUUUCCAAACACAUUCUGGAUGAAUCCUCAGUUUGUCAUAAAGCUGGAAGAGGCAGAUGAUGACUCUGAUGAUGGUGAAGAUGGCUGCACCUUCAUCGUGGGCUUGAUGCAGAAGAACAGACGCUGUAUGAGGAAAAUGGGGCAGGACAUGGAGACUGUUGGCUUUGCCAUCUACGAGCUGCCUGAGGAGUACUAUGGCCAAAAGCAAGUGCACCUGAAAAGAAACUUCUUUGUGCGCCACGCAUCAGCAGCGCGCUCCGAGACCUUCAUCAACCUGCGAGAGGUUUCCAACCGCUUCUGUCUUCCCCCCGGCGAAUACCUCAUCGUCCCCUCCACCUUUGAGCCAAACAAAAACGGAGACUUUUAUGUGAGGGUGUUCUCUGAGAAACAGGCCUCAUUCCAAGAGAUUGAUGAUCCUGUGGACUGCCAUGUUGAGCAGAUUCAUGUUGAUGAAGAUGACAUCAGUGACAGAUUCAAGAAACUGUUUGGACAGCUUGCCGGACAUGAUGUGGAGAUUUCUGCAUACGAGCUGCAGAGAAUCCUCAACCGAGUGGUGGGGAAGAGAACCGACCUUAAAACCAGUGGGUUUAGCCUGACGACUUGCCGCAACAUGAUCAAUCUGCUGGAUAAAGAUGGAAGUGGGAAGCUGGGAAUCGUAGAAUUUAAGAUCUUGUGGACAAAGAUUGAGAAGUUCCUGGAACUGUACAAAAAUAGAGAUACAGACCAAAGUGGCUGUAUGAGCGGCUCUGAGAUGCGGGUGGCUGUUGAGGAUGCUGGUUUCUCUCUCAACAACUCACUGCAUCAGAUCAUUGUGGCUCGCUACUCUGAACAAAACCUCACCAUUGACUUUGACAACUUUGUGUGCAGCCUGAUUCGCUUGGAGUCCCUCUUCAAUACCUUCAAGACCCUGGACAAGGAUGGGUCUGGUGUGAUAGAGCUGGGUUAUAUGCAGUGGCUAAGUCUGUCGAUGUUGUAGAGGAGCUCCACUGACUGUUAACAGAUGGAGAAUGAAGAAGUUGUGUUUUUAACAGAUAUCAAAUCUGAAUAUUAUAUCAUAGAGUGGCUUCAAGUUUGUAUUUCAUUUACAACCUAAUCGAUGGACUCUGAGGGGGAAAUAAUUACUGGGUUUGAUUUUCCAAAAACAUAAUAAAACCAGAAUUUCACACAA
Messenger RNA from Eleginops maclovinus (Patagonian blennie), 2391 nucleotides. RefSeq names its product calpain-2 catalytic subunit-like. Gene Ontology annotation, biological process: proteolysis. Lineage: Eukaryota; Metazoa; Chordata; Actinopteri; Perciformes; Eleginopidae. The record is from RefSeq and is a predicted model, not a curated record. Gene Ontology annotation, cellular component: cytoplasm. The transcript has 21 exons. The coding region runs from base 97 to 2199 and encodes 700 amino acids. Gene Ontology annotation, molecular function: calcium ion binding; calcium-dependent cysteine-type endopeptidase activity.